Molecule: messenger RNA, 1236 nt
Organism: Trichobilharzia regenti
Lineage: Eukaryota; Metazoa; Platyhelminthes; Trematoda; Strigeidida; Schistosomatidae
Source: the annotation of a GenBank genome assembly
AUGGAUGUUGUGGAGAUGGUGAGAUACAUGUCUGUAGUGAUUGGCAGACCUGUUGAUCCAGUGAAGCUGUUUGAUAAUGGUGAAUACAUGGAUGAUAUACUCUCACAACUUCUUUGUCUCUUCUACGAUAUAAAGCUGAAGAAGCCCUGGAAGCACGAAUUUAUCACAUUUACGAUAUUAACAGCCAGGAAAUUAGGAUUCGAGGGCCAUUUUACUUUGAAUGAUUUUAGUGAACAGAGAGAACGGAGUAGAUGGGUACCCUUUCUCUCGGUUUUCGUCUCGUGGUUCGACUGUGAUUUUACAGAAGUUCUCGAGGUGGUUGAUUCAUCAAGCGAAAGUAGGAAUAUGUAUAAGGAAUUAUUGGAAUCGAAUAGAACUCGAGAGUGUGAGCUACAGCGUCUCCAAGAAGCAGAGUGUGAGAGGCGCGAGAGAAUCAAAGGUCUUGAGGCAGAAUUGUGCCGCUUCAAGUCAUGCUAUGCUGAGAAGAAUGCUAUGGCUGCAUCUAGAGAAGAUCUCUACCGAUCAUUGGUUUCUUCAUGUGAAGAGAAAAAGCAUCAGAUAGAAUCAUAUAAAGAUAAACUUCAACGCGUCAAUGAAGAUUAUGAAAGUCUACAAUAUUCAUUGAUAGACAAUUGUGAAUCAUUACCAAAAUUAAUAUCAGAAAUAGAAAUUCAGUUGGAUAAUGUUGAAUCAGAUAUUCAUGGAAGAUUUGAAGCACUGAAUAGAAUUUCGGAUCUCUCAUCAGUGCUUCAAAAAUAUUUACAUUUAAUAACUACAGAAUUUAAACCAAAAUUUGAUCAAGUGUAUGCAUUAAUGAAUAAAUUAGAUGGAAUUACAAAUGACGAGAAGGAAUAUGCAGGAAAGGUGGAUUUACUAAACAAAGAUAAUAAGAAAAUGCAGGCGGCAGUGGAAGAAGUAGAUGCACAGUUCGCUGAAUAUCACUCACAUACAGUGAGAAGGAGGUUGUUAUUGAAUAACAGGAAGAAGGCAUAUGAAUCUGAUAAUGAAGAAAGAUCAAAAAAGAUUAAUUCCUUUGAAGCUGAAGAAGAAGCUUUGGCGAAACAAUUGUCUGGUAUUACUCGAUGCAUCUCAUGCACAAUGAAACAGAUAGACGAAGAAGAGAAGGAACUUCAGGAGGUUUCAAAAUGUCAAAUAUCCUUUGAACAACUGAACAAAGUACUACUUGAUUUAAACCAAAUUGUAGAGAGAACUUCUUUUUCUUCGUCAUCUGUCUGA